GCCACACGGUAUUCCUUGGCGCACCCAGUACGGUCACACAAAUGAAAAGCCAACUCAGCUGAAAGUGAACCCAUUUUUAUACACAAAAAAUUAGUAGCUGCAGCGUAAUAAGUUGAUUUCACCCGAUCACUGCGCCCCGAAAACAAUGCAAAAUGCGGCUGACCAACGAGAAAGCAACAAUGCAGCUCCAGCUGAGUGAUUUGGCCCUGUUCCUGGGCCUGUUGAUCUGCUGUCUUCCAACUUUGACGUGGGCUGCGACUCUCUCCGACAAGCGACUGUGCGCCGACCCGAAAUGUGAACAAAUCAUCUCGACGGGAAUUGCCAAAAUCAGCUAUGCCACCGGUGGUGAGGGGCUGAUAUCCUUCAAAAUCAACUCUCCCAUCCGCGUCCUGUCCAAGAGCGCCGGUUCCAAUAUGCAACUGUGGGGUGUGGACAUCAAUGGGCGGCGCGGCUAUGCCAAUAAGGACUUCAUCAUGGAGAAGAAGAUCUUGGUCCGGGAUAAGGACCUAUUGUACGAGGUGCCAGUGGUGGGACCUGGUAGUCCAGUGCAGUCAGCGGAGACACCAGUUCAGACCGUGGAGACGCCAGUAAAACCCGUGGAGACACCAGUUCAGAGCGUGGAGACGACAGUGCAGCCUGUUCUUAACGCCUCUGAGUCAACCGAUGACCUGGCAACGACUACAACGUCACCACUUGAGAUAGCCGUUGAUACAAUAGUGGUUGAGCACGACAACCUGCAGGAUCAGCAGGUUCCUGAUCCUACUGCGGCUUCCAAGGCCCAAGUGCAGGUUAUAGAAGGAACUGAGCUUCCCCUGGAGGCCAUUGCAGCUACAACGGAAGGUAGCAUUGUUCCAGAGACGGCAGCAGACCCCCAAGAAGCAACGAAAUCGGACUCGACAGUUGUUGACACUAAAGAGCCACAGGCAUUAAAUUCUGAGCCCAAUAAAUUGCAGGAAGAGCCAAAAGCACAGCAACCUGGCAAAGAAGCUGAGAAACCUCCCCCACUGCCUCAGGCCAUCAACGCUGAACUGGAAGACGCUGACGAUUUCGAUUACGGGGAUGACGAGACAGAUGACGACUCCGAACAAGGUAGUCAAGAUAACGAAUCGAUCGAAGAGAUAGCAAACGAUAACAAAUCAAUUAACGACUCGAUUGAACUGAAACCGCUUACGGUUGAGCAACUGAACACAACUGAUAAAUUGGAGGAUGUAAAGGAUGAGACUAAAGAGAAGCAGGCAGAAAUGGAGGUCUCCAAGAAGGAAGAUUCUCACUUACCCACUGAGACCUUAAAUGUGACAGCACUAGAAGAUCCAAUUGGUCAGAAGGAAUUUCCGAAGCAGGUACUGGAUGCAGUCGUGGAAUUAAAGUCGUUAGAUCCUCUGCCAGUUGAGGAGGUUACCGAAAAGGUGGCUGAGCCAACACAAACGAUUGUCGAAGAUAAAAUUAAUGAAGAAAUAGUUCCGGUUUCAGCUGAAAUCCGAACAGAGCCUGCAAAAGAUAACGCUACCGAACCUAUUGUUGAUGAAUCUGAUGAGGAAAUAAAAGCGCCAUCUGAGUCAGUAAUCAGCUCAACCGCUCCCGCUCCUGUCGUUGAAGAGGGACCACUGAAAACAGAGCCUGUUGGACUGCCGCCCCUCUUUGAAAAGAAGAACUUUGAGAAUCCCAAUGAUUACUACAAGCAAUUGCAGGAGGAACAGGAAAAACAGAGACUGGUUGCAGAGGGGGAGCAGCAAAAGCGUUUACAAGAGGAAGCUGAGCAGCAGAAGAGGUUGCAAGAGGAAGCUGAGCUGAAUAAAAGGUUACUCGAAGAAGCCGAGCAACAGAAAAGGUUACAAGAGGAAGCGGAGCAGCAAAAGCGUUUACAAGAGGAAGCUGAGCAGCAAAAGAGGUUGGAAGAGGAAGCUGAGCUAAAUAAAAGGACACUCGAAGAAGCCGAGCAACAGAAAAGGUUACACGAAGAAUCAGAGCAGCUGCAGCGCUCAAGUGAGGAAGCGGAGCCACAACUGAGCGUUCAGGAAGACAACAUGCAGCAGCUUAAUGACUCUGUGGAUGCGCAGUCCAACGAAAUCGUUGAUAACAACAAUAAGCAGCAGCCAGAGCAAUAUCAGCAGCACCAUCAUCAUACAGAAAGUGCCUUUAAUUACCCAUCGACUGCAUCACAUACAACUCCAACGCCUGACGCCGAAUCACCGUACGCAGCAGUCCAGGAGGAGACCACAGAAGCAUCACAAACGGAUAACCGUCGUGAGGGAGUUGGUUACGUGGAGCCAGUAGCUAUGCCCGCGACGGCUAGCCCCGUGUCGGAAGUACCCAUCAAGGAGGACGCACCAGGCUUCGGUCUCUUUGCCACGAUUGUCGACACCGUAAACAAUUUCAUCGGAAAGGAUCCUCAAAGUGCUCCAGCAGAUAGCAGCGAUGAACUGCACAGAAUCCUCUAUCCAGGAAGGCCUGAGGUGACUUCUUCUCAAAGGAAGGCGGAAGACUCUGCUCCUGCCGAUGUGGAUGGAUAUUGUGCCCGGUUUCAAGCCCAUGAUGAGCACUGCCAUCGCUCUAUAUCUCUUGAUAAUUUUGUUGAAGUAAUGGCCGGCAAGCUGGUUGACCACAGCCAACUUUUACUUUGCGUAGUUAUCGCCGCGAUUUCUUCCUUGUUCUUCAUGUUUGCAUACUACUGCUUCUGCAAUAGUAGUCAGGAGGGAGCACUUCUUUCGAAGCUGAACCAUUUGGAGCGCAGUCUGUUGGCCUCCCACAAGGAGAACCUGAUCAUCAAGCACGACCUGAUGACAACGCGCACAAAGUUGGCCAGCAUUGAGGACAAUUCCUUUGGCUCAAACGACAUGGUGGCCGAUCUCAAGAAGCAACUUGAAUCUGAGCUGUACGAGAAGGCCAAGCUGCAGGAGCAGGUUGGCUCAUUAGAAAGGGAUCUGGAUAACGCGGCUGAGGCUGGCCUGGAGCUCAACAAGAUGCUGUCCGAAGUCCUGAACAGUCAGAAUGGCGAUGAGGCUUUCAUGAGCACCGUCGACGAACUGCAGCGACAGCUUAAUGACCAAGAAAAGAUCAUCAUCGAAAUCAACAACAGUCUGGCCGAGAAAAGUAGGGAGAACAGCGAACUGCAGUAUACGUUUACGGAGGCCACGACUCGGCUCAACAGCGAGCUGAAGACGCUACAAGAGGACAACUACGAGUUGGAGAUGGAGAAGUCUAAGCUGCAAACUCGUCUUCAGGAAAUUCAGGCUGAAACGGAAACGGAGUUGGCCAAGGCACUGGAAGCCAGAAAUUACGAAAUGCAAAAGCUGCAGAAUCAGAUUGUGGAGCUGACUGCCAAGUGGGAGCGCGAACAUGGCGAUCUGCAGACCAGUCUAGCAAAGAUCGAAGCCCUCGAAGAUUGCCUGAAGGCUGUCAGAAAGGAUGCGAACCUCAAUGUCCAAGAGCUGAUCACCUCGGCCAAGACACGCGGUGAACUCAACGCGGUCCAUAAGAAGCUGGUCGAGCUGCAGUCGAAGGUGGAGCAAGAAGCGGCCCACAAGCAACGUCUGGAGAGCCAGCUGCAACAGUCAAGUCAAGAUGUGGAGCAGCUGAAGCAGGACUUCAACCAAUCAGAGCGCGAUAAGCUAGAAGCCCAGACGCGUCUUGAAGUCUUAUCCGGCUACUUCAGGGAGAAGGAGAACGAACUUAAGAAAGAACUUAGUCUGCAGGAGACCAAGUGGCUGCAGCACCAGGGAGAAAAUGCCAGCACAGUGGAGACCCAGACGCUGAUGAAGAAUGAAAUCCAAACUCUGAAAUCUCAGAAUGACGAGCUGCGUGCCGAGAUCGAGGCCCAGAUAGCCUCGCACAAAGCUCAGAUGGGCACGCUGGAGAACCGCGCUCAUGAGUCCUGGCUGGCGGCGCGCCAGUCGGAGCGCCGAUGCGAAGAAGCGUUGGCCGAAGCCGCCAGCCUGAGGCGCAAGCUGACCACAAUGGCCAGCGGCGGAGUAGGAGUAGGCGGAGAUCAAGGCGUCAUGGAGGCCAUCGCCGCCAACGGAACUUCCGUGCUGGGGGCGGAACUAAAAACGGCACCAUCGCCGCUUCCCUUGCCGGGUUCACCGCUCCUGAACAUGCCAAAUCCACUGCCAUUCCUGGCGGCACCCUUCUCACCGUUCAUGGGUCUGCCGCCGCCAUUCCUGCCGCCAGCUGCAGCGGGAGGGGCACGUCCUCCGCCCCUGGGACGCAUGCGCUCUCCGCCGCCCUCGAGUCGCGGCGAUCGGGAUCGAGAGCGAUACUCGGACUACAGCGACUACGACGAUUACGACGACGAUGAGGAGGACGACCGGGGCAUGGACCGUCGUCGAAGGCACAGCGGCAGCUGGGGUCGCCACCAUCGCGGCUCCUACAGCCACUCGCCGCGCACAUAUCGCUCGCUAUCACCGUCGGACAGUCGGUACAACUACAACGACACGGAGACUGACUUCAGUCCGCCCCCAAGUCCGCCGCCCGUUCCGUCGGGACGCAGCGCGACAUCGCGACCCUACAGCGAGGUAUGAGGAGCAGGGUGUGCCCGUGCAACCAAGUCCUACCAAGUAUAUUAGACUCAAAAAACUAGUUCAAAUAUAUUUAUUAAUCAACGAUUAUCGAACGGUGGGAUCGGGGCGGGUCGGGACGGCCUCUCAAACCGAUUCCCCAAAACAGGGAUCUCAGGAGAGUUCGUGAACAACUAAGAAAACUCCUGUCUCAGCGGUGAAUGAUAUCCAAGAAAAGAAAAUUGAAACAAAUUAAACGCAAUGACAAACACCAA
Drosophila simulans is the source of this 4768-nucleotide messenger RNA. RefSeq names its product transport and Golgi organization protein 1 (gene Tango1). The record is from RefSeq and is a predicted model, not a curated record. Lineage: Eukaryota; Metazoa; Arthropoda; Insecta; Diptera; Drosophilidae. Gene Ontology annotation, biological process: protein secretion; vesicle cargo loading; endoplasmic reticulum to Golgi vesicle-mediated transport. Gene Ontology annotation, molecular function: protein binding. Gene Ontology annotation, cellular component: endoplasmic reticulum membrane; endoplasmic reticulum exit site. Bases 153 to 4517 code for a protein of 1454 amino acids. The transcript is spliced from 7 exons.